Molecule: messenger RNA, 1574 nt
Organism: Cucumis sativus (cucumber)
Lineage: Eukaryota; Viridiplantae; Streptophyta; Magnoliopsida; Cucurbitales; Cucurbitaceae
Molecular function (GO): catalytic activity
Source: RefSeq, a predicted model, not a curated record
UCCACGUGAAAAAUAAAACAGCCUCUCCAUUUGGAUUUGGAUAGAGAGAGGAAGAAAAAUUGCAUUUGCCCGCGCUUCCAUUAGCAAAGAUGCUGUCUCCAACAAUGGCUUCGACUUGGGGCUCGGCUCCAUUGCACAUUCAAUGGAAGAAACCGAAGCGUCCGGGUGUUAUCCUUAACGAGUUACCUUCAUUUCUUCCCAAAGAAGUCUACAACAUCAAAGACCAAUCUGCUCGAAACCUCGCUUCAAGGAUUCAGAGGCUACCCGUCAGCUUCUCGGAUUUUUGUAUUAUGAGUAGUUGCGUUAAGCCGUCAAUACAGAACAAAGACUGUCCUGUGGUUCUUCUCCAUGGCUUUGACAGCUCCUGUUUAGAAUGGAGAUACACAUAUCCAUUGCUUGAGGAAGCUGGUUUAGAAACUUGGGCUGUCGACAUUCUUGGCUGGGGCUUCUCUGAUUUAGAAAGACUCCCACCAUGUGAUGUGACUUCUAAACGUGUUCAUUUGUAUCAGCUUUGGAAAUCUUAUAUUAAAAAGCCAAUGGUAAUUGUUGGACCAAGCCUUGGUGCUGCUGUUGCUAUUGAUUUUGCUGUCAAUUAUCCAGAAGCUGUCGAUAGGCUUGUGUUGAUUGAUGCAAGUGUAUAUGCAGAAGGUACAGGAAACUUAGCUACCUUACCAAGAUCGAUUGCCUAUGCUGGGGUAUUUUUAUUGAAGAGCAUUCCUUUGCGCGUAUAUGUGAAUGUUUUGACCUUCACUGGUAUACCAUUUAGUACCAGCCUGGAUUGGGCCAAUAUUGGCCGCCUGCAUUGUUUAUUACCUUGGUGAGAUGCGACUGUUAGUUUUAUGUUAAGUGGGGGAUAUAAAGUCAGCAGCCAGAUUGAAAAGGUGAAGCAGAAAACGCUUAUUAUAUGGGGUGAGGAUGAUCAAAUCAUCAGCUACAAGCUUGGAGUGAGGUUGCACUGUGAGUUGCCAAAUGCAGUUAUUCGUCCAAUAGCCGAAUGCGGGCACCUUCCUCAUGUUGAGAAGCCAAAUCUUGUUGCCAAAUUGAUUACACAAUUUGUUCAUGAAGAUUCCAGAAAAGAGGUUCAGUUUGUUAACAGUGAAUAAUUCUUCUUUGCACAUGCUUACAUUUUCUUCAUUUUAUUAACGAAUUUGCUUCACCCUGCUCAUGGAUUUUCAACCCUGACGUGUGUUCUUCUGAGGGCUGGAAGGUGCUCUACAUGUUUGAAAUCCAAUAAAAUAUGACGUCGUCAAUAUAAACCCAAACAAAAAAUCUGCUCUUGCUUGUUUCCUUUUCCUUAUGAUGGUGGAAAUAAACCCCUCCCUCGAAAUCAAGACAAGUAAUCCUAAGUUGAUGGAUACAUAUAUCUUCGAUCAAGAAGUUCUAUCCGUCUAUGUUAUUAGGUAAAUAAUAUUCUGUCCAUUAGAAUGGUGCACUGUAUUGGGGAAAGGAACCAGAUGAUCUCAUUUUGAUUCUCGGAUUGUUGUGGUCUUGGUGGGGCCUUGGUCUUUCGAAAUUGAUGUUCCUUCUUCAUUGGAUCUUUUAUCCUAAGUUUAUGGUAAAGUUUUAUGGACCAA